GAAGUGUUAUUGACUUGGAGUUACUUUGUGUUGUUUAAGUGGUCCCUUUAUUUAUUUCUAUAUGGAGGGAGCUAAAGAUGAGGGUAAUGGUAAUGUGGCUGGCUAACUUCCAAGUGCUCAUCCCCAAAGUCUGUGUCAACAAAUCUGAAUAAGAACACAGCAGAACCACAGGCUGCAGCUGCUGACGGCUUCACUUGCUCUGUGGGGGGGGGAGGCUGACGCCAUCCAGGAGGCAGCGGACGUUACAGAGCCGCUCUCAGGCAGGCAGCCCGCCCCGAUCCGGUCCGGCCCGGUCCUGCCCACCCUGCUGCUGCUGCUGCUGCUGCACACGCGUGACACAUCACCGCACACAGCAGCAACACACCAGGACGCAGCGCGGCCAGCUUCCAGCCACUUCACACACUGCGGGGAUCCGAGCGCACAGAAUGGGCAACGUGCAGCCCACCUUAGUCCCAUUUGAGGAUUUUGAUGUUACGGCUGACAUAAAAGCCAUUAGAAAAGCAUGUAAAGGUUUAGGCACAGACGAGGAGGCUAUUAUCCAGAUCCUGGCCAACCGCUCUGCAGCUCAGCGUGUGGAAAUCAAACAGGCCUACUUUGAAAAGUAUGACGACGAGCUGGAGGAGGUGCUGAAGAAGGAGCUCUCGGGUAGCUUUGAGAAGGCCGUCGUGGCCAUGCUGGACGCGCCUCACGUUUUCUUCGCCAAGGAGCUCAGGAAGGCCAUGAAGGGGGCGGGGACGGAUGAAGCUGUUCUGGUGGAGAUCCUGUGCACUGCUACGAAUGAGGAUAUCCUGAGCUACAAGGAGGCGUAUGCCCAGGUGAACGAGCGGGACCUGGAGGCGGACAUAGAGGACGAUACCAGCGGAGAUGUUCGGAACCUGCUGAUCUCACUGCUGCAGGCGAGCAGAGACGAAGGCUACGAGGUGGACGAGGCCUUGGCCGAACAAGAUGCCAUUUCUUUGUUUGAGGCAGGUGAGGGCAGGUUUGGCACGGACGAGAGUACCUUCACCUACAUCCUGACGCACAGGAACUACCUGCAGCUUCAGGCCACCUUUAAGGCCUAUGAGUCUCUUUCAGGAACAGAUAUUCUGGACACCAUUGACUCUGAGGCUACAGGGACUCUCAAAGACUGCUACAUUACUCUUGUAAGGUGCGCCAAGAACCCACAGCUGUUUUUUGCCCGCCGCCUUAAUGCUGCGAUGAAGGGACUUGGUACUGACGAGGACACGCUCAUUCGCAUCAUCGUAGGCCGCUCUGAGAUCGACUUGGAGACGGUGAAGGACAUGUACCUGGAGAAGUACGACGUCACCCUGAAAGAUGCCCUUGACUCUGAGUGUGGAGGGGAAUUUAAGCGUCUGCUCAUUGAGAUCUUGCACUGAGUCACAUUACGUUCGUGUCCAUUUCUCACCUGCCUUAUUCUGCCGUGACGUAACAGGAUCCGUGACUCUAUCCCCUGUUUUCACCACUUUUUCACCCUUUUUAUCUGUACCUCUUCUUCUUUACUCUGGUCAUUUUCUCUCUCUGAGAGUUAAUCUUGCAGCACCGACCAAAAAAUCCCAGACAACUACUCAAUAUAAUCCAGUUCAGUGUUCGACGUGUGGAAAUUUUACAGCUUUUUUUUUUUUAACACUUUUGAGACUUUUCAGAAUAUUAUCUCAGUAAGUCUUCUGCUCAAGUUGUUCAGCAUAAUGUGGAAGGUGCAUUGUUACUCAACAACAUGCCAACUAACUUAGACUAUUACUUCGCAGUAAUAUGGAACUAAUGUUGACAUUAUCUGUUACUUUUCUAUUGUAAGCUGCAAUCAUUAAGUGUCGGCUAGUGCUCACAGAAUAGCAAGCAUGUGUCUCUCAUCUGUUGUUCACACCACUAUUUACAUCAAGGAGGAUUUUCACCUUAGAGCAAUGCAAGUUCCUUCUUGCUGCAACACAUAAGUGCCCAAAUAUCAUGCUUUCCAAUCUGAAGAGUUGUUAGAAUAAAAUUUUUCUGAGCCAAAAAAAUGGCAACCUCUUUAACAAAGGCUCAGUUGUAAAAGGGAUUUGCUCCAGGCUUUUUGGUCCUAUAUUUCAAAAAGGUCAGUGAGACAUUCAAGUGUUCUGGGUUGCUUUUGGGAGCUCACAUGUUGCCUUGUUCUUAGAUUUAUAUGCACUCUUAGACCUUUUUGUUGUUGCAAUGAGUAUUUACAUUAAAUAGCCAGAGUUGCUAAAAACAAUGCUGAUUAGGACAUACAUUUUUGAAGUGCAGUGGUUUAACGUAGUCAUACUGUGUAGUCAUGUUUGAAACAGGUCAUUUAAACUAGCCCAGUACUAAUUUAUUAAAGCAUAAUGUGUUAACUGAAUAUAAAUAUUAAAUUAUAAGAUGUAGCUGAAUACAUGUAAUGAAAUUUAAUAUCUGAUGUAUGUUUGUACAAUGCUAGUAUGUAAAAGGUAUUAAUAAACUUUAACCACC
Fundulus heteroclitus (mummichog) is the source of this 2442-nucleotide messenger RNA. RefSeq names its product annexin A13, like (gene anxa13l). The transcript is spliced from 12 exons. The record is from RefSeq and is a predicted model, not a curated record. Gene Ontology annotation, molecular function: calcium-dependent phospholipid binding; calcium ion binding. Gene Ontology annotation, cellular component: cytoplasm. NCBI's taxonomy places the organism in Eukaryota, Metazoa, Chordata, Actinopteri, Cyprinodontiformes, Fundulidae. The coding region runs from base 426 to 1376 and encodes 316 amino acids.